Molecule: messenger RNA, 2566 nt
Organism: Heterocephalus glaber (naked mole-rat)
Lineage: Eukaryota; Metazoa; Chordata; Mammalia; Rodentia; Bathyergidae
Gene: Ogfod2
Product: 2-oxoglutarate and iron dependent oxygenase domain containing 2
Molecular function (GO): oxidoreductase activity, acting on paired donors, with incorporation or reduction of molecular oxygen; L-ascorbic acid binding; iron ion binding
Source: RefSeq, a predicted model, not a curated record
GUCCGCAACUCCGGAAACACCUCAUGUACUCAGGUGCACCCCCUGAACACUCAGAUACACAGGCAGGAGGGUCCCCCUGCUCCUGCGCAGCCAGUGUGACAACAUAUCAGGCCGCCAUGGGCUCUCUCCAGAGGGUGCCCGCCUGGAGGCGCUGCUACCCGAUGGAGACUGGCAGGGAGGACGGGUCAGGCCCGUGUCACAGGUCACCAGGGUGUUCCUGCUCCUGCCGGAUAUGGGGCUUCUGCGGCCAGAGUGGUGGCUGGCAGCUGGGCUUCCUACAGCGCAGGGAGCUGUCACUUGCAGCCACCCUCCUGCCCACGCUGAGCCAUGGCGGGGGUGGAUCCGGGACCCCAAUUCCCUACGGGGCGCCUCAGUCCUGAACGACGGGGCUUGCAGACCUGGGUCUGAGGGUGCACGGGGGACAAUAAUGGGGACCCCAGGGCACGGUCGCGCUGGAAAACACCAGCGCAAUACUUAUCUCGCACUGCGGUUGUGCUGAACUAGCACCGGCUCCAGACGGGAGGUGUGGCCACCCGCAGACCGCGCCCAAGGCCCCACCCUCGUCACACCCUUCCGGUUCGCCGGAAGUCGUGCGGGCCGGACCGUUUUCGGGAAGACGACGCUGCGUAAGGGCCAAGUUUUGAGCUUUUGGCUAAGGCUCGUGGGGCGCGGGGCAGGGACCCGGAGUAAAAGCUAAAAUUGAGCUCAGACGCACAGAUCUGACGGUUCCUCGGGAACAAGGUCGGACCACAGAACUGUCCUGGCUUCCUCGUGAGGGAGUUCCUAGCUGAAGGUGGGGGCAGCGUUUAAAAGGCUUUGUAGGACUGAGUCCCUACCUAUCCACGUCUGACUUAGCUCCCUACAAAGUGUCCCGUGGUGGGGAAAUCCCGAGGCAGAAGGUGGGGGCCGCGUGCCCUCUUCGUUCUUUUCUCCUCUGGGGAAUUUAGAACGGCCCCUUGGCCGCUGGCUCCGCGUCGCCUUCGGUUGAGGGCAUACCCCGAAGUGGCCCUUCCGAAUCCGCCGGGACGGUGCGGCGCUUCACCAUGGCGACGGCCGGGGUCCGGCGCCGCUUCUGCCGCUGCGCCUGCUUCAGCACCGAGAACCUGUACGUGGCGCGCUAUGGGCUGCACCUCCGCUUCCUAGACGAGCAGCAGCUGCGCCAAGACUACGGCCCUGGUGGAUAGCCUCUCCGCAGUGAGUUGUCUCGAGAAGAAAUGCGUGAACUCACGUGUAGGCUGCUCUGCUGGUAUUGGCGGGGCAGCUGGUAACUUAAGGUCACCUCGGAUGAUCCUGGCUCGUCCUGGCUCCCAUCUCCAUUUUCAGGAGGGUAACGGAGGCUCGGGGACAUCACGGGACUUGCCCAAGGCCACACAGUCACACUUACUGUCUGUCUGUCUUCUUUCAGAUCCUGCACAGCCGAGGCUGUGUCAGCAACGAGGACUUCCAGCAGCUCUUAGUGGAGAGGAGAAGCGCAUCUACCGUGUGCCCGUGUUCACGGCGCCCUUCUGCCAGGCCCUGCUGGAGGAGCUGGAGCACUUCGAGGAGUCGGACAUGCCCAAGGGAAGGCCCAACACCAUGAACAAUUACGGGGUGCUGCUGGAUGAGCUAGGCCUGGAUGAGCCGCUGGUGACGCCACUGCGGGAGCGCUUCCUGCAGCCCCUGAUGGCCCUGCUGUACCCAGACUGCGGCGGGCCCUGGCUGGACAGCCACCGUGCUUUUGUGGUCAAAUACGCGUGGGGUCAGGACCGGGAGUUGGGCUGCCACUAUGAUAACUCGGAGCUCACCCUCAAUGUGGCCCUGGGCAAGGCCUUCACAGGAGGCGCCCUAUACUUCGGGGGGCUCUUCCAGGUGAGUGCACCCCAUGGGGCAAGGAUGGGAGCAGCAUACCUGUGGGUGCACAGGCCUGAGCCCUGCCAUCUGCAGGCACCUGCAGCCCUGAUGCAGCCCCUGGAGGUGGAGCACGUGGUGGGCCAGGGUGUCCUGCACCGGGGUGGCCAGCUGCAUGGGGCCCAGGCCCUGGGCACUGGCGAGCGCUGGAACCUCGUCGUCUGGCUCCGGGCCUCUGCUGUGCGAAACCGCCUGUGCCCCAUGUGCUGCCGGGAGCCGGACCUGGUGGACGAUGAGGGCUUCGGUGACGGCUUCACCCGGGAGGAGCCCCCCAUGGUGGAUGUGUGUGCGCUGACUUGAGCAGUUUGGCUUAGCAGUGGGGAGGGGCUGGCAGGGAAGGUGAGGGCUUUGCCACCUUGGGCCAGGAGGGGAGAAUAAAUUCCCUGCAGCCAAGGCACUUGGAUCAGCAGGACACACCGGCUUCUAGGUCAUUCUGUGGCAGACAGGCUGGCUCAGCACAGAUUCACUGGAAGCAGAGCUAGUGUGGCUUCAUGGAGGGGGAACCUGGAGAGGUACGAGUCCUUUCACCCAGAGCGGGUGAAGGGCAGGGAUGGAGCCACUGGCCUGGUUCAUUCACUUCCGACUGUGUGGCUGUGGAUGACACAAUGGGCCUGUGUGUGCUCUGGGCGCUGUGGUGAGGAUCCGGUGAGUUAGAGCUUAUAAAGUGCUUUGUAAGAGC